Molecule: messenger RNA, 1653 nt
Organism: Hansenula anomala
Lineage: Eukaryota; Fungi; Ascomycota; Saccharomycetes; Phaffomycetales; Wickerhamomycetaceae
Product: alpha-mannosyltransferase
Exons: 1
Coding region: 1-1653 (550 amino acids)
Biological process (GO): mannan biosynthetic process
Cellular component (GO): Golgi apparatus
Molecular function (GO): alpha-1,2-mannosyltransferase activity
Source: RefSeq, a predicted model, not a curated record
AUGAGAGGCUCUCUUCACUCAUUCAACAGAUCUGUCAAUCGUUCAAAGAUCUUUGCCCUACUUGUUCUAUCUACAAUCAUUUCUUUUGUGCUUGUUUACAACUCUAUUGAUAUCACUGACACGGUUAGUGUCAUUAUUGAAAAGUCACAGAAUAUCACAAAACUGGAACCAGAAACACCAAAAGAAGAGAAGCCAAAGCAGGAAGAACAACCAAAAGAGCCAAAAGAACCUAUUGAAUCGGUUGAAAUAACCGUCAGAGUCAAACCUGAACCUCAAAAUGUGAUAACUAAGCCAAAGGAACUUUACAACACCGUUUUCCAACUCAUUAGAGAUGCUGACCCAAAAGUAGCACCUUUUAAUAGAUAUAAAUCUGGAGCAAGAAUCCCAAACGUUGGGUUCAAUGAUAAUUCCAAAAUUCAAUUCUCAAAAGAAUACUUAUCUGAAUUUUUACAAUUGAAUGAAACUGAAUUGGAAAAAAUGAAAGAAUCUCAUUCUUCAAUUGUUCCUAAGUUCGAAAACAUCACCACUAAAGAUAUUUAUAAAGGUGAUGGUAUUGUCUUUGUCGGUGGUGGUAGAUUCAACUGGAUGGCUUUGAUGUCUGUUAAAUCACUCAGAAACAUCGGUUCAGAACUCCCAGUUGAAGUUAUGAUACCUAAUCAGGCUGAUUAUGAAGCAGAUUUAUGUGAAAAUGUCUUGCCAUCUCUAAAUGCUAAAUGUUUAUACCUUCCAGAGAUUUUAGGUAAUGAAACUUAUUCAAUGUUGAAAUUUGGAGGUUAUCAAUAUAAAUCAUUAGCCUUAUUAGUUUCAAGUUUCAAGAAUGUCUUGUUAUUAGAUGCUGAUAAUUUAGCUGCUUAUGUCCCUGAUGUUAUUUUCAGAAAUGAACCUUUCAAAUCAAAAGGUAUGAUUGUUUGGCCAGAUUUUUGGAAACGUUCAACAUCUCCAGAUUUUUAUAACAUUACUGGUAUUGAAGUUAGUUCUGAUGAACGUGUUUUACCUGGAUUCACUGAGAAUGAUAAAAAAUAUUUCCCAUUACACCAUAUGAAAGGUUCAUUAUUAGAUCCAACUAGUGAAUCUGGUCAAUUUAUAUUGAACAAAGAGACUCAUUUACAUGAUAUGUUUUUAGCACUAUAUUACAACAGUUAUGGACCUAAAUACUACUAUCCAUUAUUAUCUCAAGGUGUUGUUGGUGAAGGUGAUAAAGAAACAUUCUUAGCAGCUUCUGUUGCAUUACAAAACACAUAUUUCCAAGUCAGAAGAUCAGUUCAUGCAGUGGGGAGAUUUAAAAAAGAUGGUCAUUUCGUUGGUGUUGCAAUGGGUCAGUUUGAUCCUAUUCAAGAUCACUUGAACUCUAUUGCUAAAACUGAAGAAGAGAAAAAGGGGCCAAGAAUGUUGUUUGUUCAUUCAAAUUUUCCAAAAUUACAUCCUGUACAAUUGAGAGAACAAAGAAAGUUGUUCGAAGGGGAAGAAAGAGUUAGAAUGUUUGGUCCGAUGAAGGGGCUUGUUGGGUAUGAUUUUGAGUUGUUUCAGUUUAGAAAUAUGGAGCAUUUGUUGUGUGAUUUGAGAAUUGAGCUUGAUACUUUUAAAAAGGAGAAUAGAACCACAAUGUGUCAAGAGAUUCAUCAACAUGUUGAUUUUCUGGUUAAGCAUCCAUGA